ACUCCCUUCCGCCUCAACCACGACAUGCCCGCCAGCGAGACCACGCCCCUCCUCGAGAACGGCAACGGCGUGCCCGUCCACCGUCCCUUUUCCCAGCGCCUGGUCGCCGCCAUCAAGGGGGAAGGCGAGCCCGGCUGGAUUGCCUCCUACCGACACUUCUUAUUUGGAUCCUGGUUUAAUAUCCUCCUGCUAUUCGUUCCUUUGAGCGUCAUCUCCCAUUUCCUCAAAUGGGAUGCGGCGUACAGGUUUUCUUUCAGCUUCCUGGCUAUCAUGCCGCUUGCAAAGCUCCUAGGAGAAGCGACUGAGCAGCUGUCGACGAAGCUCGGACAGACGCUCUCUGGCUUGCUCAACGCCUCGUUUGGAAAUGCCGUUGAAAUUAUCGUCGGCAUUGCAGCAUUGCUUCAAGGGGAGCUACGUAUUGUACAGACCUCUAUGCUGGGCUCCAUCCUCUCCAACAUUCUCUUGGUAUUGGGCUGCUCCUUCUUGGCAGGGGGCAUCCGUUACAAUGAAAGCACUUUCAAAGCUACUGGCGCGCAGACUGCGAGCUCCUUGAUGACUCUAUCCUGUAUAACACUCGUAAUUCCCGCAGCCUAUCACUCUGCGCAAACUCGAAACCCCAGCCCGUCGGGGUACGCCCAUCUGCUCGAGACCCUCCGCGACCCGCAGGUCACCCUCCCGGAGCUCUCGGAGGGGGGUAUGUCGGGCUUGCUCACGCUUUCGCGUGGCACGGCCCUGUUGCUCUUGGUAGUUUAUAUUUUGUAUUUGUUCUUCCAGUUAAAGACACACGCAGAUUACUUCAAAGCGGAGGAAGAGGAUGAGCCGACCGAGGCGCGCAUGAACAUGGUGGCUGCUGGCAGCGCGCUACUUUUGGUGACUGUUGUCACUUCGUUCUGCGCGGAUUACCUCGUGGCGUCCAUUGAAGAGGUCGCGGUGCGGUACCACAUCCCCAAAGCCUUCAUUGGUUUGAUCCUUCUGCCGAUCGUCGCGAACGCCGCCGAGCACGUCACAUCCGUAUGGAUGGCCAUGAAGAACAAGAUGGAGCUCACGAUCGGCAUCUGUGUCGGCAGCUCUAUCCAAAUCGCCGCCUUCGUCGUGCCCCUGCUAGUCAUCGUCGGCUGGAUCGCCGAUCGCGAAUUGACGCUCUUCUUCGCCGACUUCGAGACUAUCACGCUGUUCAUCUCGGUUAUGCUCGUGAGCCUGUUGAUCCAGGACGGCAAGUCGAAUUACAUGGAGGGGGUAAUGUUGAUCACGCUUUAUCUUAUUAUCGCGCUUGCUUUCUGGGUAUCGGACUAAGCAUUCUCAAAAUACGGCCCCCCCGCCUCUUGCACCGUCGGUAGGGUACGGACUCAGAUUCUGCUGCUAUCGAAGAUGCCGCUCUGCAGGGCCUCGUCCCUCAUCCCUCAUACAUGGAUAUCAACUCUUAUACCUCGUACUUCCGCGACCCCUGGUCUAUCCAGGCAUAGCGUAUUUAUCCUUUGGUUGUGCUCUACUGUCUGAUACACUCAUUUCUUGUUUUCUCUCUGAUUUGACUCUGUUUUCAACUGUUAAUCCAUUAUCAAUUACAUAUUGUAGUACAUAUAACACAGCACUGAUUAUGCAAAUAGCCCCGAACACAGGUGGGAGUAAGGGCGAAUAAAUAAGCAAAAGGCCUUGGAGGUUAUAUUGUAAACGAAGGGAGCAAUAUAGCCGUCAAACGGUUUAUACGAUAAGGUUCAGCUACGAGGAUAUGAGGCUGUCACCCUGCAGCUCUUCAAACUUGCGUCUCGCCAGACGGAUGUUUAGUCGAAGGGCAGCGGUUUCUAUUGUGGGAUCGUGAACGACGAUCAUCACGUACGUGUUUUUGGUCAAUUCGUCAAGCACCGCGGAAAAUUCAGACAACUCCAUCUCGAGGGCAUGAAAUUCCUGACGCAGGAAUCGGGAGCACGAGUAUUUGAAUGCUUUGAUCAGCUCAGACGUGCGCUCGUAGCGGAUUGGGUUGAGCUGGUGCGGGUCCGACUCCGCGUCCGGCUCCGCCUCAGGUUCGGGGUCGUGGAUGUCCUCCGGAAACGACGGGGAGGUGGGGG
Molecule: messenger RNA, 2063 nt
Organism: Gloeophyllum trabeum ATCC 11539
Lineage: Eukaryota; Fungi; Basidiomycota; Agaricomycetes; Gloeophyllales; Gloeophyllaceae
Product: Calcium/proton exchanger
Exons: 17
Coding region: 25-1293 (422 amino acids)
Biological process (GO): calcium ion transmembrane transport; intracellular calcium ion homeostasis
Cellular component (GO): fungal-type vacuole membrane
Molecular function (GO): calcium:proton antiporter activity
Source: RefSeq, a predicted model, not a curated record